CCAGAACCCAGUUUGACCACGUGCCAGGCCACUGGACCUUGCUGGUUGCCAGCGGUCACUGUAAAUGAAGCCUCUGUUCCACAAGCAAAACACUCCAUGCUGCUCCCCCCAUCGCACGCCCCCACUCCUCCUCCUUCCAGAAAAAGCAGAAAGGAGGGCACAGAGCCAGAAAGAAGCAGCUUUGGACUUGGAAGGAACUCAGCAGACCAAGGAGGACGAGGAGCUGAAAGGCCAGAAGCUUUAAAGAGACAUGUCCACGGCGCUGGCUCCAGGAGGGAAGGGCACCGCUGCCCAUCCGGUCUAUCAACAAAAGCGGUUUUCAUCUAGACACAAAGUAUGGGGGGGAGAACCCUAAUCUGACUGCUGUGCCUUUCUGCCCAGGACCUCACAGCCCCCAAACUGCUGUCACCUGGGGUCAUGUAUUAGCCCCAAAAAGAAGACACUGCAGUGGAGAAGGGUUGAGUCACCUAAGAUCACAUAUGGAGUCCCUUGGCUUCCCCCCAUCCCUCCUUACAGCUGCUUGUUCAGGGAGAAGGGAUCACUAAGCCCUCUCUCUUCCCAUUCAGCGGCCCCUUUGCCAAGGCAAACGCCCUGAGCACAUCUGGCUCUGGCAGAUCAGAGGCAGCUAACGAGCCCCUCUGCGACUGGAAUCCAAUCCUGCGAUUGCACAAAGCAGGCCCGGGUGGCUCCCAGACAGAACCUCCUUGGCGACCAUCUGCACCGAGAUGGACACAGAAGAGCCAGCAGAAUCCUCCAGCAACUUGCAGAGGACGGGACAGCGAAUGCACAGGCCUGACUUACAAUCACACGUCCAACACAGCACGCUCCUUGUCGAGAACCCCACAGAACAGCAUGCCGUAGCUCGCUGGCUGACGGGCAUGAAAAGACCAUCAUCAUCUGGCUCAUUUCCAUCCUGAGAUUCCCGCAGCACUGUUGAAAGGUCAGCAUGAUUAUGCCCAUUUUACAUAUGGGGAAAUCAAGUCAUAGAGAAGAAAUGAUUUGCCCAGCGUUAGCCAACAAACCAGUAGCACAGCUGGGAUUUGAACCCAAGUCCACUCAGUCCCACUAAGCCUCUGACUCCUCCAUUUGCAAACGUAACUGAAUUCAGACUAAGGUGCAAACUCUUUCCUUGCAUUGGUUACAGUCACCCACUGGAGUUCAGUGGGGUUGUACCGGGCCCAAAGGGCCUGAAAACAGUAUGCAUGAGGGAGGAGGUCACUUAGGACGCAUUGACACAAGCUGCUUCUGGGAUCAUAUGUGGCACUGGGCUUCUGCAUUUCCCUGUUCAUUCAAAGACUGCAUGUACAGUCCUGGCCCCACAGAAGGGAGAUUUCACAGUGCAUUGUCUGGGAUCAUUAGUCUAGGAAGAAAGGAGUGAAACUGCCACUCCAGAUCAGACUGAGGGCCUAUCCACACUUGGUCAAUCCCUGAGGGACCAGCACCAGCUUCUCCAGAGGAUGCUACAGGCAAUCACAAAUGGACUUUCUCCUCCAUUCGUUUUAAAGGGAAAGGCUGGACCAACUCCUGUUUACCUGUUUGUACUGGACAAACUAGGAAAUGCGAAUCCAGGGGGUCUGUCAGAACAAACCCAGAAGAUGAGAGAAUAACUUAGAGGAAAGGCUCCUUACAGUAUCUUCCAGGCUGCAGCUGGGCUGGUCUUACUCCUUUUCUUAGGUCUCUGCUGGGCACAGGUAUGCCAGUGAGAAAUGGUCCCGGGCACACUAGCAAUCAUGCAUGCUUGUUGUAGGUGCUGCCCAGAACCCACUGCCCAACAGAGAGAAGAAAGCGGUGGAGAGCAGUGGGUGCAGCAAGAGAUGCCUAUGGCUAGAGCCAGCCCCAGUUGCUGGCCCCACUCUCCUGCCUGCUUUGUGCUCCUUGGCAGAACGGGGCCCUGUACUCGGUCCAAGAGAAGGAAGCGUCUCUGGCCCCGGAAGCCCAGCACUGGGGCAUCGUUUGUUUGUGUGCAGCUGGAAUCAUUGAGAACCAUGCAGCCAUUUCCUCGCCGGGGGCUGAAUCCUCCCCUCUGUCCCCUUGUGCGUGCAAGGGGAAUGGAACUGGUGGGCGGGGGGAGGUGUAGUCUAGCUGGAGACCCAGGGAGGCAGAACCCUCCUUGGAGCAGGCUGUCCACCCAUGGCAGAGGUGGCUGCAGAUCCGCUUGGCUUCUCUGGAGGUUUGUCCCCUGCCAGGUUUGCAAGCAAUCUAUGUGCCUUGUCAGCGCACAGACGUCACGCUGUCAAGUAAGAACCUAUUCAGCAGAUUCCAUGCAUACCUGCCCCAUGCGUCUGCUGGGGCACCGAGCUCACACCUGUCAGCUGCCACCUUCGCAGGGCGGUGGCUUAUCACAAGCACCUCAGUCCCGGGAGAAGCCCAGAGCAUGUUUGGGGUCCACUGCCGUCUGCUGGAGAGACCUGCAACAGCUUGGCUGUGUCCUACGCCCUCCACCACUGACGGAGCAAGCAGCUGGAGCCCAAAAAGGCAAGAGCAUUUUGGGAGUGCAAGGACUCGGGCUCGUGCAAGGAGUUCUGCGGGGCCGCAGACUGCAGCACAGUUGGACCGUGAGGAAUGGAUCAGUCACGUUUACAGCUAACAUUUGCAUCUGGAGCUUCUUCACAACCAUAUUUCAGUGGCCCCGAAGGCUCACAUACAUGGUGUUGGAGGAAGAGCCCCUUGUACAGGUCUGGCUCCAGUCAACUCGCUGCACAGACACUGCACAGCUGGUGGGAGAACCUGUAAUGCAGUCAGGGGGUCAAAUCCAAACCACGUUUGCAGCUCUCGAUGGUAGCAUGGGGAGCCAGAAGCACAUCUUGGAGGCAGAACUGGGCCCAAAAUACUCCACAUGGCAACUCUAAUGAUAAAACUCAGGGCACGAAAUGGCAGCUGCACUCUGCUACUUUGAAUUCUUAGCAGCGUGUUGGAGGUCUUCAUGUGUUGAGCUGAGCCUGGUGGAGCGCUACCAAGACACUACUGGGCACAUUUAACUCUGGAACUGCAACCACCAUGUGUACAGAAGUUUUAAAAUGUCCCCCCAUCUCAGUGGACCAAAAACAGCCAUUUCUAUUCCCAGAGCUGCUGCCCCCAGUUACAGGAUGAUGCACACAGGAUGCGCUCUCUCACGGAAACCUUAUUUUUAUUCUUCCUUUUAGCCAUUUUCCAUUAUUUAA
Molecule: messenger RNA, 3161 nt
Organism: Alligator mississippiensis (American alligator)
Lineage: Eukaryota; Metazoa; Chordata; Crocodylia; Alligatoridae
Exons: 3
Coding region: 1707-2849 (380 amino acids)
Source: RefSeq, a predicted model, not a curated record